GUUUUUCCUCCCUCGACUUUCAGUUGGGAGUUUUUCUUCGUUUCCUCCGUAGCCACUAACGUACUUACAGCUUUAUAAAAGCACUGACGAUGUACUAUAGUGGUUCUGUAGCUUGUUUCCUUGUCCGAUGUAUUAGUUCCUUUGCUCUGUGUGGUUCUGUGUGGAUGCGUGACAAGAAUGCUAUAAAAAUACGCCGAAACGAACCGAAUCGAAAGCAGCCAAACUCCAGGAAAAGGUUUCCCUCCGGAAGCGCGGUGGCGGCAGGCGCGCACACAUACGGUCACGGAACGUACCGCGUUCCUACCGCGUCACCUGUGGCGUCUCUCCAUUGUCUCUUCAUGUUCCGACAGAGUCGCACUCGCUGUCCCUGCUGGCGACGCUCAUAUCCGGAGAGUCGCCGUUCCCAGAGUUCAGCAUGUUGCUCAAGGUCAACGACAUUCCCGUGGAAUACGGCGAUUCCGUCGUCAACGGGGCCGUUUCUCUGAGACACUGGUCGACGUACGACACUGGCGUCGAGCAGCCGGGGGUCAGACUCGCUACCGGGGAUCUCUACUAGACUCACGUGAAAAUGAAUUUACGUCGCCUGAUGAAGCACUUCAACCACACCCAAGGAAUCCGUGUUUAUCAGACACUGACCGCAUGCGAUGAGACCAAGUUUGUCAUUGUGGACGCCUACGACGGCGAGGAGGUGCGCAGCUACGACUUCCAGCAGCACACGUUCCACGCUCGUCUGCCUGAGAUCCUGUGGACGAAGGUGCAAAUGGAAGCGACUAAAGUGGCCUCUACAAACGUCUUCCAUCCUCUGUGCGUGAGGACCUUGAAGAGAUAUCUGCGCAUGGACAAGAACGUUCUCCUGAGGAAAGAGCGUCCCAGAGUGAGGGUCAUACGGAAGACAGAGCCGGACAGCGGAAGGACACGGGUGAGCUGCGUGGCCACCGGCUUCUAUCCCCGACGCGUCAACGUGACCCUGCUGAGGGACGACCGGCCCGUCCCAGACCGGGAGCUCACGGGAGGAGAGGUGCUGCCCAACGGAGACGGGACCUACCAGCUGAGAAGGAGUCUGAGUGUCAGUGAGGAGGAGCUGAGAGAGAGACACCGCUACACCUGUACUGUGUCGCACCUGAGUGUGGACAACAAGCUGGACGUCAACUGGGAAGCAGAAGCUCCUGCAGACACCGUGCUCGUCAGCGCAGUUCUCAUCGCUGUCCUGGGUCUCACUGCACUCAUCAUCAUCACAGCCACUGUCCUCUGGAGGAGGAGGAGACACGCUGGUCUCCAGAGUUGCUGUGGACCAGCUGCUGGUGUUCAGUACAGUGCAGCCCAGACGACUGCGGGAAGAGAUGCCUGUGGAUCCUGUGAUGUCAGCGUGAAGAACCUUCAGCAGAUGGACUGAAACUGAUAUGUGGGUAUCGGAAGUCUUUCUCCCUGGGUCUUCUCGGAGCUCCCUUGACCUCGGCAUCAUGCGUUCCCUCUCACCGGUGCGGUUCAUUUAAGAGCAAAGCGACGUUCUCAUGUUUACGCGAAAGUUCUCGGUCCCCGAAGCGUCUCCAAGAGCCAUCGGUGUCCUGUGUGCAUCGUGUGUGCUUUUCUUUCUAUUUUACUCACGGCCUCGUGUUACGCUUUCUUUCUAUUGUGCGAGAGUGUGACGUCCAGCUCUACAACGGCAAGGCUCGCAGCCCAAUAAUGUGCAGUACAGUCCCGUUCCAGUCUGGAAAACGUACGGCCUUCCACGCGUCUAGUGCUUUUACUCGUGAGAUCUUCGUGAAGCUGCAAUUAUAACUACGAGUUGAGUCCGAGUACGGACGUCCCUCGCGUAUCGAGCACGGUUUGUUCCGAAAAUGGGCUCGUAAGGUGAAUCUCAUCAAACUCAAGUGACAUCGGUUCAACUGGGAAAGUAAUUUCAUUCCUGAACCAGAAAAGUUACAUUUUUUUUUUUUCUGACACAACAUGAAAAAAUAAUUUCUUGUGUUUUAGACACUGAGAAAAUGAAUUCAAGUCCAAGUUUACUGUUGAACGGCACUUCUUGUCAUUUCUGGAAUCGUGUUCAUAACCCCUCUCUGCUGGACUGUCAGUAAAGUUGCCUUUGCGAUGAACAAAUGGCGACUCGCUAAGUUUUAACCGAUAGGUAAGACCUUCCUUUGCCUCUUCAGCUUCUUUUAGCACUUUUCUGUUGUUUUUAUUUUUGUGUUACAGCUCAU
Scleropages formosus (Asian bonytongue) is the source of this 2198-nucleotide messenger RNA. Its product is annotated as class I histocompatibility antigen, F10 alpha chain-like. Gene Ontology annotation, biological process: immune response. Lineage: Eukaryota; Metazoa; Chordata; Actinopteri; Osteoglossiformes; Osteoglossidae. The record is from RefSeq and is a predicted model, not a curated record. The transcript has 7 exons. Gene Ontology annotation, cellular component: external side of plasma membrane. Bases 569 to 1393 code for a protein of 274 amino acids.